Molecule: messenger RNA, 4600 nt
Organism: Crotalus tigris (Tiger rattlesnake)
Lineage: Eukaryota; Metazoa; Chordata; Lepidosauria; Squamata; Viperidae
Gene: TMEM154
Product: transmembrane protein 154
Exons: 7
Coding region: 176-661 (161 amino acids)
Source: RefSeq, a predicted model, not a curated record
ACUUUUUAUUGUCCUUUUUGUUGCUGAGUGGAGUGUCUGACUUCCAUGAAAAUCUGGUCCCUGCAAAGACUAUACAAGCCUGCACCAUUUCUUUCUGUGUAGUUUCUCAACUGCAUGCUGACUUGUCUUUCCAUGGAUCCAGUUUGAACUACAAAUCUAAGAGUCCAUAACUACAAUGGCAGAUCAUGAAAAUUCUGGUGAUGGCUUACCAUCUAUUGUGACAACUACAGUAGGAUCUAUUAGUUCUGUUUUAUUUUCAAUUUCUGCUAAUAAAUCGGAAGAGCAAAAUGUCACAACACCAACUGAAACUGAGGUUACUGUAAUAGAAAGUACUUCUACCACAGAACCGAAUGGGGAUGUGUCUAUUUUAUAUAAUUCUGUGAUAAUUGGAGUUCCUAUAGUGCUGGUCCUAAUCCUCUUGAUUAUCCUGGUCAUCUUUAUUGUAAGACGUCACAAACAGAAACAAAGCCAAGAAGAUGAGCUAGGAAGUGAAAAUGGUAAAAGUCCUAUUUUUGAAGAAGACACGCCUUCUGUAAUGGAAAUUGAGAUGGAAGAACUGGAUAAAUGGAUGAACAGUUUAAAAAAAAAUGCAGAAUGUGAUUUGCCUCCUGUAAAAGAAGAGAAAGAUUAUAACACCAACCCAAGUGACUGUGAAUCUUAAGAUAAAGAAGAAAUUAUGUGAAAUAAAGGAAGAAAAGCAGAAGUAACGUUGCUGAGUUCUGAGAUGCUGUGGAUAUGAAGUACCUUCAUCUCACCUGGUCAUGGAUCCCAGUUAGUUCUUUUCAUUUUUUCCUGAUGGUUUUGUUUUAUACAUUGAUAAAAUUCUGAAAGAUGGAAAUCCUGCAAUCAAUUUUUAACACUGUGAAUUUGAGGAAGCACGUGCAGAGAACGAUAUUCUUCCAGGUAUUUCCUCAGAGCACUUUGUUCUCUCUUUUGUUUGACACAAAUGAUAUAUUUUGUAAAGUUGCCUAUUACAGCAAUGCAUGUAAAUACAAUGGUACUGUGCUCUUCACACUGAAUUUUCUUGGUCUGGAAAGCAAAUGUCACUGUUCUGAAAUAUGAUCCUCGGCAUUGAUUUUGCUGAUGGUGAUGCCUCAUGAAGAUUUGUACAGAUGAGGGCAGCAGAAAUGAAGCUUGCAUAGAGAAUGUUGCACCAACAUUUCAAAUACUUCAGUGCAACCAGUAGAUUUGGAAUAAGCAGGUAACUAAUAGGAUUUGUUUAAAAGAAUUUUUGUGGAUAAUGUCAUUACAUCAUUUAGUCAUUAGAUAGUAAUGGCUUUAACUUUAUCUGGGAAGAAUCUAGAGUUUCCUGAAAUGCCUCGUUUCUUGACUGUAUGUUUUCUAAGCCUUUUAAUCACAGUUUUUCAUAGGGCAUAAAGUUUCAGUGCAAAUUUCAGCCAUGGAUCUGCUCAAUGUGUAAAAAUCAUCAAUGACACACAUUCCAAUAUCUCUAAGUGUAGUAUUUUUAAAAAAAUAGUUUUUGGUUAAAAACAAAACAUUUAGGAAUGGCACCAUAAUUAGAGUAUGCUGUGAUGGAGGAAACCCUGUCCAUGGUAAUUCACCAGCUGGCAUAACAUCUUCUUUCAAUCUGGGUAGAAAAACACACACAUGCCAAAACCAAAAUAAAACAAUUCAUCUUCUGCCUACUAAAAUACUAGAAAGUGGUAGGAUAUAGGAGAAGAGUAGCAGAACCUAGGGGUGGCAUUAAAAGAAGGAUCAGCAAACUAAGUCCAACCCCUCCUUGAAUUCUGUUGACCCUUAUUUAACUCAAAGCAGGUCUAAACAGUUGAGGAGAUCCUUGUGCAUAGGCAUGAUUAGCAAUAAAUCAGUUGAAAUCGACUUUCAUGUCUUGACCUGAUCUUUCGUGCCUGAUAUAGGAUAACUUUUGUUACAUUGUAGUACGUGCUCAACCCCUGUGCUCCAUAUAAAGUGCUCUGAGUGUUUUGUACUAAAAACUAACUUAAACAUAUUUACAACUUUAAAUGAAGGAUUUCCAAAUGUUUGCUAGUGGUGCUAGCAUAAUCUCUUUUGUUGCCUCAACAGCAGAUAUGAAAUAUCUCCCCUGCCUUUGGACUAUGACAUCCUCUGAAUAAAAAAGGACCUAUCAUGAUUGCAAAUGUCAAAUGCAAUCUAUAAAUAUAAAAAUGCCCAUGUUCCCUCUAGUUUAUAGGUGUUUUAUCAUACAGAUGUAAAUUCUUAUAUGAAUUCAUAUAUUUAACUCAGUUUUGUAUUUAUUAUGUAACUCAGUUAAAGAAACUAUAAAAUAUGGUGAAUCAGAAAUUUUUUAAAAAGACACGUGGUAUAGACUUGACUUUAUUCCUGGGAUCCACCUUCAUGUUACUCCUUGCAAUAUGACCCAAUAUAUAAAAGCCCAAAGAUACACUCUGUAGUUCACUUUUUUCCAUGCCUAAAUAUGAACUUGUGUCCAUCUAAUAUAGUUUGAUUAUGUUGAAUGGGAAUUUUGGUAGUUGUAGCCCUAAAUAAUCAAAUGAAAACAAACUGGAGAGACACUGACUUUCAAGAAGAGUGAAUCCUUAUUUUCACGAUAGAUAGCAUGCCUAUUAGGUCAAUCAAAUAUUUAUUCUCCUACUCAGAGUAUAACAAUAUUGGAUUAAGUAGAUUAAAGCCUUGAACAGUCAUAGGGUACAGUAGAUUAAUUGUGUAGGUUGUAUAAUAAAUUUGAUCUUUCCCAAAAUUCCUGAAUUAAAAAAAAUGAAACUUGACACAAGUUAUAUUUUGCUCUUACUUAGUUGAGACUCAGAAUUUGAAUUGACUAUCACUGCCAGGGAACAAUUUCUUAUUUAUCACAAUGCAUUUUUUCUCAGAAUCACAUUGGUCAAAAUGCAAUAGCAAAAUUGCUAUUAAUCUUGCAGGAAACAAUUCAGAAAUCCCCAAAGAGAUCACUAACAGGAUACUGGUACUAGAACUAGAAAACUUUUGCAUAGUCAUGGGCAACAUUCGGCCUUUGGAUUAUGUGCCAAUAGGCAUAUUUUAAAAAGUCCUGUCUCCAAGACAAAGAAAUAGAUCAAGGUUAGGCCAAAAGUUAAAUUAAAUGAAAUUAAAAUUUAAUUAUGAGUAAAAUGAUUACUUCCAAUGCAUUUAAUCAUUUUCCUUUCUAUCAUAUUAUAACUGGGCAAUAAUUUUUGGAAGAGCUCUGUACUUUACAUCAGUGCUAUUAGCAGUCUUAUGUAGUCUUGGACCAACAACUUUAAAAGAGGAAAAACAUAAUGAAACAUGAAUCUCCUGUCUACUGGUUAAAAAUGCCCAGUUGAUGGACUAAUGGAUUUGAAGUACUAAGAUCUAGAUUAAUACUCUCAGCCAUGACAUGUUAUUCACUGUAUGGCCCUGGAUAAUCAAAAUAAACCAUGUCUAUGCUAUAGAGUUUUAAUAAGGGCAAUGUAGCUUCAUUUUACUUUGGUUGCCAUGAACUUUGGGAAGGAAGAUGUAUAGUAAAUAAUUAUAAACAAAAUGGGGAAAUAAAAUGUUAAUGUAUGCAAGUCUAUACAUAAUCAGUUUUAUGUCACUUUCACACAAGAUUCUAUGUGGCUUACAAUUAUAAAAGUGUGAAAACAAUAAUUAAUUCAAAAUAUACCUUAAAAUAUGAUCAAUCCAAAGGCCUUGUGGGAAAGUACAUUUUAAAUAGACUUCCUAAAUAUUAGCAGGGUGGGAAUCAUUCUGACCUUGAGAAACAAACUGUUGUAGAAUGAAGGGAUUGCUCCUGGCUAGACUAUCCUCCAUGCCCUGGACUCAUGAUCUCUCAGGUUGGGUGGGCAGAUUCAACAUACAGUGGUACCUUGGUACUUAUCAUUAAUUGGUUCCAGGAGCUCAACGAGUACCAAAAACAAUGAGUACCAAACAGAUUUUUCCCAUAAAGAAUACAAUAAUGUAGUGAGUCACAAGGCAGCCGACACCAACAAGAUCUAGCUUGUGAGUUGAAUAUCAAACAUACUCGAGUACCAGGAUAAAUUUUUUGAUUAAAAUGCAUUGAGUACCAAAUCUGAUGAGUUUCAAAGAAGUUGGAUAUCAAGGUAUCACUGUACUGCAAAUCAUUCCAAAAAUAAUGAUGACUCAAGCUAUAAAAUAUUUAAUAAUUAACAACUACAGCAUAGACAAUGCUUUUAAAUAAGUUGACACAAAUCAGCAGGUGGAUAGUCACAUUCUGUGCCAAUUGUAGAUUCCAGAUCAUCUUCAAGAGGAGCCUUAGGUAAACUGCAGUAAUCAAUUAAGAGAUGACAAGGACAUCAGUCACCGUUUACAGAAUCUGUGAACUAUAUCUUUCACAGAAAUCCCAAGAGAGCAUGGCAUUACUGAAUUGUUUCUGUCAACUAUUAAACUAUACCAAUGAUUUACUCCCCAGAUCUUACAUACAGUACAUAUAUACAUAUAUGUAUAUACACAAAUGCCUCAACAAUAUUUUCAUUAAGAUAAAUGAAGCAUUCUUAACAAUCAUUCGAUAACAUUUGUAGAAGUCAUGUUAACUGUAGUAUAUUCAGUUAUUAUUUUUAUUUACAACUUGCAUUGUAAUUUUUUGGUAAAAAUGUUUUAUACUGUAAUCAUAUAUGUGUAAUAUAAAUAAGAAUAAAAUAUUGUUUUAUACAUA